Molecule: messenger RNA, 4596 nt
Organism: Cavenderia fasciculata
Lineage: Eukaryota; Evosea; Eumycetozoa; Acytosteliales; Cavenderiaceae
Exons: 5
Coding region: 1-4596 (1531 amino acids)
Source: RefSeq, a predicted model, not a curated record
AUGAAUAAUAAUACAGAUAAUCAUAAUACAGAUAAUAUAUUUAUUAUAAAAAAGAGUUUAUUAUUUAAAUCUAUAUUUAAUCAACCUUAUCUACGGUUGAUUAUAUUUAAAAAGGUUCAUGAAAUCAAUAGACAAACACAAACAAAUGCAAAGAAGAGGUCUGCAAUGAAUAGUCUCUACCACUUUUGUAAAUACGGUCAAACUGAUCUAUUCAUUAAACACUUUGAUACUGUAUAUCAUCAUAUUCAAUCAUUAUCUGAUCAUUCUUAUCUUAAUGACUUUGAUAGAUUAUCAGUAGUAUUACACAUAGCGGUAUUUACACAAGUAGAAUUAAGAUUUAUGAUUACAAAGAUUAAAGAAAGAUUUGAAUGGUUGACCAAUGAAUACAGUGGUGCUGUUAAACCAUUGUUUAUGCAUUUUGCCAAUGGAUAUGAUUCCAAACCAAUCCCACUAUCAAGUACAAAGGUAUUGGUGGACUGUGACAUGUCCAUUAAAAGUCAUAUAGAGUUGCAUUCAAUGAUGGUGUCGACACUGGUGGCAACUCCAAUUGACCAAAGUACACUGUGUCGCAUCGUUGACAAUUACCCGUGUACGCCAGGUUUCAUCAAGUAUUCUGUACUAUUGCCAAUGUUUAAACAUGUAAAGCGACCGGGUGGAGCCGUGCAAGUCAUCGAUACAUUGACCUAUUUAAAGAAAAAGAAAUUAAUCUUUGAAAAGGAAUGGCGUCUCAUCUUUAUUGAAGCAUUGGUCAAGCAAAGUGCAGAGAUUGUUAGGUUCAUAUUAGAUGACCAAGUGUCAUCUAAAAAGUUGUUCCUACCCAAGGACCAAUUCACAUUUGACCGGUCGACCUUUCCAACCAAUGAUUUUGAUAUGAUCAAAGCAUUAAAAUAUCUCAAUGUAUCAUUUUCAAAUAUUCGUCCCGAAGAAGAGUUUAUCAACAUUACACUCAAUUAUGGAAAUAUAGAGUAUCUACAAUACUUGUACGACACAAAAGACUAUGUAGAAUUGUUUGACAAGAAUGCCUUACCAUUUGCAUUGUCGAAUGGGUAUGCAGAUUGUGCGAGAUUCUUACUCGACAAACUACAUAUAGUCAGUCAACAACAAGACAUACUCGGCAUAAUCAAAGCUAUGGGUAUAAUAACAGAGUUACCACAUUGGCAAGUAGAACAUGUACGUCGUAAUGUAUUGACUGUCGAGUUUCUAGAGAUAGGCAAUAACAUCAAACUUGAUAAUUUGCAACUUGCAUUUUCAUCGAUGACUCAACCCGCCAAAAUGGUAGUCGUCACACAAAACUUUACAGACCUACGACCAAAAGUAUUAAGACUAUUGGUCAAUCACAACUAUAUUCAAUUGGACAAAUUGACUCUAAGUCAAACUGUCAAUUUGAUUGAAAACUGUAUAUCGGAACGUGACUUUGAAAUGCUGCAACUAUUGUUUGUUGAUCAUUUAUACUACUUUUUCGAUGGAUUAUUGGAUGUAGAUAGAGAAGAUGAAAGGUUGGAAGAAAUGGAUGCAACCAAUCUUUGUAGAUUGGCCGUUAAAUUGUGUAAAGAUGAAUCACUGUUUAGCGAUUACACUGUCAAGUUUUUAGAGAUGACUAGAAUCGAAUUCAAAUCAAAUCGAUAUGAACAAACUCGACUCAAUAUGCUUACAGAGUUAAUAGUCAAUCAUCACAUAAAUGACAAUCCAAUACGAAUGCAACUCAUCGACACUAUCAUGAAAUCAUGUAUCCAAAAGGAUAACCAGUUUGUUUGGAUAUUUUGUGAUUCGAAUAUUCACAAGUAUAUGUUAAAGUAUCUAUGGAAUCAAACAGAUUUAAAACAAAAAACCAAUCACCUUCUCGUAAUGAAAAUUGUCGAUAAAUUAAUGACACAACCAGAAUAUUCCAACAAUGCAAACAACACUCAACUCCAAGUCGAACAAAUCAUUCGAUACUAUGGUAAAUUAUAUAAUAACAAUGUUGAUGGUAUUAGACUCAAGUAUGAAAUGAAACCAUUGAUAUCUCCUAUCAUCCGUUUCCCAUCUUGUUUAAAUCAUCUAAGAUAUAUUGUAGAUUUAUUUUAUUGUCAACCUAAAUCUAAAUGUUUAUCAUCAUCCUCAUCUUCAACUUCAACGAAACAAUUAAAAUAUGAUCAUGUUGAAACUUGGAAAAUUGAUUGUUUGUCUCUCUCUAUCUCUCUCUACUCAAUGAUGACAAAUAUAGAUAAAUUAUUUCAAAGUGUUAUAGGUAAUCUAUUCAUUAGAUCAUUGAUAUAUGGUCACGUGACUUUAAUUCACAAAAAAUUAUGUAUUGGAGUAAGAAAAGAACAAGAUUUGUUAUGUUUGUAUGAUUUUAUAAAGUAUGGUAGAUCUGAUCUAUUCAUUAAACACUUUGAUACUGUCUAUAACAAUAUACUACAAUUUAAUUAUACCUAUAAUAAUGGAAAAGAGUUUGAAAAUUCUAUCUAUUAUUAUUUAUCAAUUUUAAUAAGAUUUAUAUUGCAAAAAAAUGAUGAUAGAUCAUUAAAACAUAUGUUACAAGUGAUAAAAGAUAGUAUACCUAAUCUUCAAGUCAAACAUCAAGAUGAAUUAAAGGAGUCAUUUAUGGUACUGACAAAUGAAAAGUUUGGUUUGAAUUUGGAGGUUGGUAGCAGUGGAAUGUAUGUUAAAGAAUGGAACCUUUCAAAUGAAAUGAUCAAUGUACUAGAACGUUAUUUGACUCUAGAGAAUGACAUUGUUAUCGAAAAGAUCUUUACAUCAUCGAUUAGAUCAUUAAACAUUGAUGCAAUCAAAAAGUAUGGUCCUCGUCUACCAACCAGAAACAUUACACCUUUUAUUUUAUUUAAACAAUUUAAAAGUAAUAAUAAUAAUGAUCAAGACGACAUUGAUCAUGUAGUCACUAGACAAAAGGUACAAGAUAUGAUAGUAGUUGUAAAAGAACUUGGAUUGAUUAAAAAUAUGGAUGAACUAUUUAUACUAUCAUUAAAACAUGGUUGUUUGGAUAUAGUAAAGAUAAUAAUAGAUGAAACCCUCGUGUCUAUUGAUACCUAUCAGUUUAUUGCAGAGUUUGUAAAGACCGAGGAAUUAUUCAAAUUAAUUGGAUUCGAUUUCAAUCGUUCCUAUUCAAAGACAGUAUUUACAUCAAGAUGUGCUAAAUUUGGAAAUAUUGUCUACUUUAAAAUGAUUAUAGAUAGUUUCAAGAGACAUGUAGAUAGUCUUGAUGAAUCUCAAAUCAACACAUUCCAAGAACGGUUCUACCAAGACGUCAUCUAUGAGAGUUGUUAUGGGCUCUUGUCUAAUGGAUAUUUGGAUUUAUUUAAUCUACUAUUGGAAACAUCCGAAAUGGAUGUAUUCCUAUCUCAAAGGAACAACCCCAUCCAAAUCACUAGUAAUAUCAAUCCAUCUAUUUACACACCAGAAUUGGUACAUAGACUACUCGACCUUAAACAAUCAAAUCGUAUUACAUUUAGCUAUGCAGGUCUAUUUGCAUCGGUUUUACGAGUUGGAACCGAUCAACCAACGGUCAUGUGGAUGCUCAAUAACCAAGAGUCGUCUGACCAAAUCGAUUAUAAAGUAGCACUUGAACUAUCACUUGCUUUAGACAACAAAGAGGUAUUACAAUUUAUAGUAAAUCAAAUCAAUGACAGUCCAUCAUUAGACUAUCCAUCACUCAAUAUUGACUCUAAAUGCAAUUUUGGAAAUGUGUCUAUUGAAACACAAACAUUCUUUUUUACAACACUCAAACCUCACAAAGUUUGUAUCUCUGGUAUCAAACCCCGGUCGCUGCCAUUACAAACGAUCAGGUUGAUGUAUGACACUGGCCAUCUCUCCAAGACACUGUUCAUUUCAAACCUUAUCGUCGAUUGUGUGUUUUAUGGUGAUAUGGACCUGGCAAGACAAUUAGUUACCAAUGUAUUUGAAAAAAAUCAUUCAAUCAGAACACAUGAAUUGUCAUUUGAUGAUUAUAUCAAACCAGUGAUACAAAAAUGUUCACUCCAAGAUUUAUUGUAUCUUUGCAAGGUGGGUGUCAUAAAGAGUGAUAGUAUUGUAUCAUUCCAAAAAACACUCAUUUGUGAUAAUUGCAGUCUUGAAACGUGUCACAACUGCACAUUUUCAGAGCACUCUAUUGACAAGGCGUUGGGAAUUGCCAAGGCGUUACAUGAUGAUAUUGUAUUUUCUUGUCAUCAAGUAUUGGAUGUAGUAUUGGCACCUUUUAAACUAUUUCAACAUGUAUUUGACCGACCUCAACCUCUCUAUCGACUAAAGGAUGCCACCUCUUAUUCCCCAAUCAACGAUCGAAAAGUGGUCACUGAUAGUAUCAUCCGCCUCUUUACACUACCUUCUCCAACCCCUCAUCCAUGCUCCCAUAUUAUCAAUUGUAUUGAAAGAUUGAUUGGUCUACUCAAGAUAGAUGACACCACUAAAAUCAUAUUGACCGAUACUUUGCACUCCCAAAAUCGAUUGGGACCAAUACUUGUCCAUCUCUUGACCCAUUUCAAAAUCAAUACCGACCAAUCCCCAUUCCUUCCAUUGACAGGUAAAAUCAACCAAAGGUUAUGUCAAAUGCAUUAUUAUUAUGGAUUCAUGAAUCAUAAUCCCUUUAGCAUGGAUGAAUAA